Messenger RNA from Lentinula edodes (shiitake mushroom), 492 nucleotides. RefSeq lists its product as uncharacterized. Bases 1 to 492 code for a protein of 163 amino acids. NCBI's taxonomy places the organism in Eukaryota, Fungi, Basidiomycota, Agaricomycetes, Agaricales, Omphalotaceae. The transcript has a single exon. The record is from RefSeq and is a predicted model, not a curated record.
AUGUUCAUCUUAUUUCUUCUCUGCUCGUAUCGUGUGCUAAGGCCCUGUACUCAGAAAGUGGAACGUCGUCUCCAGAUUGCAACAGCCAUGAUGCGCAUCGCACAGGCUUUGAAUAACAGAGAACAAUAUGGUUGCUGGUCUGAAAUAUUUGACUCUAUAAGCCGACUUGGUACUGCGGGGAUGUCCGACGAUGAACAGAUAUCAGACCCCCAGGGGCAGCAUGGAAUCACUGUCUAUGCACCUGUCUUCCGUAAUCCCUACUUCAAUGAACUCUUCAGCAAAAUCGAUUCCACGCACGGGCUUGAAAAACAUCUGUUCGUUCGCGUAGGACGAUAUCGGCUUCCUAGAAUUUGUGGACGUGAGCGUAUUGAGCGCUCACCACCAGCAAACCUUCCUUCGUCAUACUACCAAGCUGAUUAUCUGAUUGCCAUGGAUAAGGGUCUUGUUGAGAAGGUUCCAAUUGCUUUAGAAGAAACUGCUCUUCCUCCGUAG